AUGAGAGAGGCACUCGAGGUUGUGAAGCAUUUUACGUGUCUCAGAAGUUGUAUAAGUUCCCAUUGUAGUGUGACAUAUGAGGUCAAUGCACGAAUGCCCAAAGCUCGGGAAGCAUGGAUGGAAAACACCCCUGACCCAGAACUAGUGAACAAAGUUUUGAGCAUUUAUCUUGACAACUAUAGGGUCCUCAGUUACGAUAGUCAAGGGGGCCUAGCUGCCAUGUCACCCGAAGGAAGCACGAAGGCUGGGAUACUACUAGAUUUCCCAAGCCUAGACAAAAGAAGUCGAGACGCGGAGGUCGGCUUCGAACAAAGGACUUUCCCGCCAGGACUUUCGCGCUCUAAGCACUAA
Opisthorchis viverrini is the source of this 351-nucleotide messenger RNA. RefSeq lists its product as hypothetical. NCBI's taxonomy places the organism in Eukaryota, Metazoa, Platyhelminthes, Trematoda, Opisthorchiida, Opisthorchiidae. The transcript has 3 exons. Bases 1 to 351 code for a protein of 116 amino acids. The record is from RefSeq and is a predicted model, not a curated record.